AUGGAUCGUUCCAGCUCGCCAACCCCUUCGAAUCAAGAUGCAGUGAACGCCAAAAGCUCCUCGUUUGAUAAAUUGCCGCAGAAUUACAGACUCGUUUACGAUCCAGAACUUGACCAGAGUGCAAUUAAGGGUGCUCAUCCGAUACGACGCUAUGAGAAUGAAGUGGCAUCAGGCACACCUCGAGAUCCACGUGCAAGUGUUCUUGGCUAUGGCAAAACGACGUCAAGAGGUAGUCGAAAAUACAGGAGCAAACUAAAGAAGAUUGAGUAUACGACUACUACCACCACCACCACAGCAACAACAACAACGACAGCUACCAACAGCCAUCGCAGCACAUCAUCUGAACGAUCUCAUACACAACAAGCGGCAGCAACUGUGAUUGUAUCCAAUUUAUCACCAUUAACGACUGAAUCGCAAGUGGCUACCUAUUUUUCCAUUUAUGGCCAAGUGGUGUUUGUCGAGAUUGAAAAGUGCGCGACUACGGGUGGAUCUUUGGGUAUCGCCAAGGUCAUAUUUGCAUCUGAGCAUGGAUCCUCAUCGGCACGACAAGCUGUUGACAAGGGCAAUGGACGUAAAAUGGGUGCGUCAGGGCCCGUGCGCGUAGAGUUGGAUCCAAGUGGUGAGAAAUUGAAAGCAGCGGUUGCACGGACACAAUCAAAAACAUCAGACAAAGAUGUUGGAGAACCACGAUCCUCUUCUUCGUCAUCCUCUUCAGCACGUCCCUCAUCAACAGCAGCAUUAAUCGACAAUCAAAAUCAUCAUGAAGAAGGCGAAGUAUUGGAGGAUGAAGUGCCUCGAUGGUCAUCAUCAUCAUCAUCAUCACGACAUGAUAAAAGGCCGGCAUCAUCAUCAUCGUCAUCACAUUACCAUCAUCACCAUCACCAUCGAAUGCCACCACGUGAUUAUCGAUAUGAUGACAGAGAAGAUCGACGCUAUCCACCACCACCACCACCACCUUCUCGUAGUAUGUCAAGUCAAGGUCCACCACCGCCACCCAUGUAUAUGUCGUCUUCACGUUAUCCACCACGUCCACCACCACCACCUCCACGACAUAUAGAAGCUGAUCGCUAUGGUCCACCACGUCGUCCACCAGGUCGUUGGAAUAGAGAUGCACAUAGCCCAUCACCAGGUCCACGUUAUCGCAGCCGCAGCCGUAGUCGAAGUCGUAGUAUGAGUCGUGAACCACCACCACAUCCACCACCUCCACCAGGUUAUUAUCUACCACCACAUGAUCGUCCUAGUAGUCGUUGGGGAGGUGAUCCUGAUUGGGAACGUGACCGUCAACGUCGUAGAAGUGAAUACCGUGCACCAUCCGAUGAUAGAAGACGUGAUGAUUAUCGCCGUUCAAGUGGAAAUGUCGAACAUCAGCCAUCACUCACCAUUUCACGUAAAUGCUUACCGUUCAUGCGUGGUGUUCUCGAAGAUUUACGAAAGCUGUUUUAUUAUUACAAUUGCGUGGAUAUUUACCAUGAUGCGGAUGAUUGGUUUGUAGUAUUCGAUUCUGUAAGCGCAGCCAAACGAGCCAUGACAGCAGCCAAUGGACAACAAGUAAUGGGCCAUACAUUGGCAAUCACCUUGCAUGAUCCAAAGGCAACACCCUCUUCAGCAUCUACAAGUAGUAGCAGUACCAUACCUGCACGUGAUCAACCACCAUCCUCCAUUACCGAACCAUCACUUGCAUCGGAUCAUAAACAACCUUCGCCAACAAAGGAACCUGCACGUGAUCUUCCUAUCAGCGAACAAGCCAAGCAAUUGCUCUUACAACAAUUGGCAGAUGUAUUUUUAAAGGAUCUCAAAAAUCGUGUGGUGGGUCCUGCUAUCACUGAUUUCCAAGCAAAGAGAGCAGCUGCAGCACAUCAGCAAGCCAAUAUGACUUCUUCAUCAUCAGCUCCUUCGACCACUAUUGCCGCCACCACUACUACUACAACAGAUACAGCGGAUACAAUCGUUGCGAAUGAGAUGAAAUCUGAAGAAGGUGUCGAGGCUGCUUUACCAUCACUCAGCAAACUUCCUCGAUUCAAAAAGAGAACGACGACGACAACAACAACCAAUGAAAGCGACAAACCAUCCUUGGGUAUUGUGAAGAAGGAAGAACGACCACGACGUUUGCGUGAUUACUUGAGCGAUAUGAGUGAUGAGGCGCCAUCACCAGCACCAGUGGAACAGCAUACUACAACCACCACCAGUGAUGAUGAUGACUAUGAACAACGUCCCCCGACAUCAGAGGUUGCCAUGGAUGAGGAUGAAGUAAAUGAAGAGGAUGAGGAAGAAGAAGAGAUGAUUGUGAAACGACCCUCUCACAAACGACGAAUUGAUGUAUUCGAAGAGGACGAGGAAGAAUCUGAACCAGAGAUCAAAGCGAAGCCACGUGCCAAGCCUCGACGAUUGCGUGAUUAUCUCAGUGAUGAUGAAAGUGAAGAAGUGGACAAUGAUCAUCAUGCAGCAUUUUUACAGCAAUUACAACGAUCUCAACAUGAUGAAGAGGAAAGUGACGAUGAGGAAGAUGUAUCUCAACAAAAGGUGAUCGUUGCUGAAAAGGAUGGAGAUGAGGAUCGAGAUGUGGAUGUGGCUGGUACACCCGAUUCGCUCGAGGAGGAAAUCACACAAGCAUUGCUCAGCAAUAACAACAACAAACAAAGCAAGAAACGUGCACGUGUGGAAGAAGAAGAAUACGAAUCCGAAGAAGAAAUCAUGAUUCCAUUACCCAAGAUGAAACGAAGAAAACGUCCUGGAAGACCUAAAAAGGCGACGACUGACAAAGCAGCAGCAGCCAUAGCAGCAGCAGCAGCAGCUUCGGCAGCAUCCACUUUGACCAAAACUCCAGAGGAGAUUGAGGAAGAAAAGCGUGCUGAAGAAGAGGCUGAGCGAAAGAGAGAACAAGCACAACGUGACAAGGAGGAAUAUGAACGGCAAUUGUUGGCAACGGAUGAAUCGGACCUUGAGGAACUUGGCACCCCCGAAGAUAAUGGAGGCUCCGUACCACCACUACCACAAUGGGAUCCCUUCCAACAAGUACAAGAUAGCGAGGAUUACGAGUUUUUGCGAUUGGCUAUACUAGAAAAGGUGGCACCUCAGGAAGCAGCAGAUGCCAUUGUCAUCAUGGAGAAAGAAAAGAGUGGCAACAAUGUACCUGCAGGAUGUGCACGUGCCCGUGGAUACUAUGUCAUCCCCGAAUCGGAAAAGGCAACUUAUCUCCCGAGGAACAAGGCUGUAUUUGACAACACGAGCAGCAACACACCUACUUCAGGACGCAUGACUUCACGUACCAAUCGAGUCAACAAUCGACGCCUUGUCGCUGGAAUGGAUAUGCACAAGAAAUCCAUGGUCGAUUCCGAUAUUCUCAAGUUCAAUCAGCUCAAGAAUCGUAAAAAGCAACUACGAUUUGCCAAGUCGCCUAUUCACGAUUGGGGUCUGUUUGCUGAAGAACACAUUGAUGCCAAUGAUAUGGUGAUUGAAUACGUUGGAGAAAUGAUUCGACAACAAGUGGCUGAAGAACGUGAGAAACGAUACGAACGCUGCGGCAUUGGUAGCAGUUAUCUCUUCCGCGUGGACGAUGAUACCGUCAUUGAUGCAACCAAAAAGGGAAACAUUGCCCGGUUCAUUAACCAUUGUUGUUCGCCCAAUUGCAGUGCCAAGAUCAUUGCCGUUGACAAGCAAAAGAAAAUUGUCAUUUAUGCCAAUCGUGAUAUCGAACCUGGAGAAGAAAUCACAUACGACUACAAGUUCCCCAUCGAGGCGGACAAGAUACCCUGUCUAUGUGGUAGCAAAUUCUGCAAGGGAACGCUUAAUUGA
This is a messenger RNA of Lichtheimia ornata, 3792 nucleotides long. RefSeq lists its product as uncharacterized. Gene Ontology annotation, cellular component: Set1C/COMPASS complex. The transcript is spliced from 9 exons. Gene Ontology annotation, molecular function: RNA binding; histone H3K4 methyltransferase activity; protein binding. The record is from RefSeq and is a predicted model, not a curated record. Bases 1 to 3792 code for a protein of 1263 amino acids. NCBI's taxonomy places the organism in Eukaryota, Fungi, Mucoromycota, Mucoromycetes, Mucorales, Lichtheimiaceae.